Messenger RNA from Lytechinus pictus (painted urchin), 5156 nucleotides. RefSeq lists its product as uncharacterized. The coding region runs from base 544 to 2463 and encodes 639 amino acids. Lineage: Eukaryota; Metazoa; Echinodermata; Echinoidea; Temnopleuroida; Toxopneustidae. The transcript is spliced from 6 exons. The record is from RefSeq and is a predicted model, not a curated record.
AAAGAGGGGGAAAACAGAGAGGGGGAAGAGGGGAGGCGGUAGAGACAGAGAGUGAGACAGACAGAGAGCAAGGGAUAUAGAUGGAGAAGGAGAGAUGAAUGCAGAAACUUAUAUCCAGUUAUUCGUCAAGUUGUAAAAAAUCGGCAUUCGGAACGAUACGCACUUACUAAUCUUUUUUCUUCAUUAAAAGUUAUGAAAAUUUAUUUCUUAUUUUUGCACACUUUAGCAUGAUAUUUACAUUGGAUGGGAUAUGAUGAUAAAGACAAUGAUUCAUGCAUUCUUGAGGAUCCCUUCGUUGAAUGAACCCCUACCGUUGAAUGGGCACUUCCUGUUCGCAGGAGAGAAAGAAACCAAUUCGUCACCCAACAAAACUUUUUUCCCCAACUCGCAAAUUUGGACGCAUUACAUUACCCGAUUCAUGGUGGAAAAGAACAAUAUUUUGAACAUAAAAUAGGAUACUUUCUUCAAGAAAAGCGGAGAACAGAGACGGUUAAUCCGUCUAACGUAGUUCAGUUGUUAUCGUGAAAGAGGAGAAGGACCAAAAUGUGGAAUUUACUGGUUUUAUCAGCUGUACUUCUUCAGUAUAUUGGAUUCGCGACACCCCAACAGGCUCCCUAUUUGCCUGCAAACGCACCAACAUUCAAUCUUGGAUCACCAGACACGAGAGGAACCAAGUUCAUGUUCGCAGUACCAAGUAACUUCAAUAUUCCUUCGAAGGUGACUCUUAUGAUCGGGUCUUCAAACCCUGGCAUAGCUCGUGUCAUGGUCAACAUACCUGGCUUCAAGUUCCGAAGAGAGAUCACCUUGACUCAACGGCAGAUGAAGACAAUUAGUAUUCCAGGUAACGUAGCAGCUAACGGAGGUGGUCCUCAAAAUGGGACUAUUGUCGUCACGUCAAAUCUUGAGAUCACAGUCCAUGCUGCGAACAUCAUGCCAAAGACCAACGACGGCUUUGUGGCGAUUCCCACCGAUGCCGUUGGAAAGGAAUACGUGAUCGCUUCGUACGACAUCGUUACUGGUCAGUGGUCAGUGUUUACGAUAACAGGGACCCAGCAGGGUACGAGGAUCCAGGUGGUUCCUUCACAAAGGAUUCUGCAUGCUCGGCAGUGGUACAAUGCUGGGCAAAUUAUCAACGUCCAGCUUAGCGAAGCCCAGUCGGUACAGUUUAGAUGUCCCGAUGAUCUGACUGGAACUUACAUCACUGCGGACAAACCUGUGGCUGUAGUCUCUGGUGCCACAUGUACCCGUGUUCCCAGGAGCAUGCAGAGGUGUGAUCAUUUGGUCGAGAUGUUGCCUCCGAUUUCGACCCUUGGUACCCGUUUCUCAGUGUUACCCCUUCUCAACAGGACUGGAUAUGUCUUCCGUAUGAUCGCAGCACGUCCUAAUACCAAAGUCCACCUUGCGGGAACGAUCUAUACUCUCGGUCAGAGAGGUUCCUUCAGAGAGUUCAACCAAGAUGCUCAGCUUCCGGUCACAAUCACAUCAAACCGUCCCCUUUUAGUGAUGCAAUAUGGAAAAGGAAUGGAUAUAAAUUUCUGGGGUGAUCCUUUCAUGAGCAUCGUGCCACCUGUAGAGCAGUAUAUGGAAGGAAUGACUACAUUUGGACCUUUGGCGCAGUCUGGACAAGACAUGUUUUUUAACUUUUUAUCAGUGUCCGUGACUUCUGCAGAUCUGUAUACAAUAAGUUUGAACAACGUUCUUAUCAUGAACACAGAAUUAAAUCUUCCCGAAAUGGAAGAGACAAUAAGGUAUACAGCAGAUCGAAACAUGAAGAUUCAGAAUGUUCCUCACACGUUACACAACCCCUCUGUAAUGUCACGUUUCACCGCUAUUUGUCAUGGUGUAUCUCAAGGCUCUGGGUAUGGAUACCCGAUCGGUUUCAACCUCAGAACAUUGCUGUGUUCAAGAACAGACCCAAUGACAGGAUUAAUCGAGGAAUUCCAGUGUCCUCCACCCAUUCCUCCCAUCCAACCGGGUCUUAUACCUAGUACCAUACCAGGUAUGGGAGGUAACCAACCGAUCCGACCGGGAAUAGGAAUGAACCCCGGUAUGGGUGGCUUCGGUGUAGGAAUGGGUAUGUUCCCUGGAUUCCCGGCAGGGGGGCAACCGGGUGCCUUCCUACCAGGGAACUUCUUCACCGGGGGUAAAGCCCUUCCCCCCAACAUACCAAUCAUACCCGGGUUACCCAUCGACCCUAACGCUGGGGCAGCCCAGACUCAACCAGGUUUUAACAACAAUCCUCUGAAUCCCGUGAGUCCCAACAACCCAUUCGCCAACCCUGGACAACCGUUUGUUCCGAUGUUACCCUUCAACCCUAUGGGACCCGGAAUGAUUCCACCGCCUGAAAAUUGUUACACCUUAGGUCUUCUGAUCCUGGCAGCUGUUGCCCCGGUCACAGUAGUCUUCAUUGUAAUGUUGGUUAUACUCCUGGCUAUCGUCUACAGGUUCAAGAGGAAACACUGAUCUAUACCGCAGCCGACUAUGAUACUAAAAUGACAGAGAAAAAACCACUAAUCUCAACACAAUAUCAGAUGCCAUGGAAUUUUAUCACGGGACCAAAAUGUUUGAUUUAUCGAGAUUGUCUGGAAUAUUAUUUAAUUUUCCUUAUUAUAUUACAGAAUCGAUUUGAAUAAAUACAUACAUAUUUUUGUGAUCAUGAUGAUGAUGAUAAAAUACACAUUUUUAAAUAAUAAAAUCUGCUUAUAUAUCAGGCAAAGUUCCUUAACGCAUUUGUUGGUUUACCCUUUGCCUCGAUUUAUGGUUAGCUUGACUCAUGCCAUAUUGUUGCUGAGUCCCUGGUGCUUUCUUCACCAACUGUUCUGCAGUAUAAAAAAAGGUGUGUUUUUGCAAUGAAAGAUGAUAAAACUGUACGAAUAUAUAUAGAAUUUCACUGAAUUUUAUGAUACAAUAUAUCAUUGAUCCUAAAUGAUUAAGAUGAAUCCUGACAUUCCAUAUCAGUGUGGAAUAAGUCUGGACUUAUAACCAAGUUCGCCCAGGAGAUAACCACCCUUUGGGUUUACAAGUUUACCACAAAACGAUGCUCGGAAAUGUAGAACCAAUUCUUAUAUACUUGAAAUAUGAGAAAAAUGAAUUGGUAUUAUUACAGAACUGGGACAAGAGAUUGUAAGAGUUUGUAACAUGUUCGAUAUGCUUAUGGUUUGAAGAAAAUGAAUUUAAUUGUAAAAAAGUAACUUUCAGUGCAAAGAGAGUAUGCGCGUGCUUGUGAAAGUUUAAGAAUGUGAUUUCUUUUGUUGUUGCGAUAUUAUGCAAUCAUUCUAUAGAUCUUGAUAUUAAGAUUUAAGUAAAUAAUUUAUUUUGAAAAUGGACAAUGACAUCUGAUGGAAACCCAAUCAUGUCAAAGAACUUGCCACUUUAGAAAACUAGAUGAUUUAUGUCGUCCUUUAGGACGGAUAUGUUAUUGCUAAAUCUCUUAUUUUGAAAAUGAUGUAAACUAUUCAGUGAAUUAUCAUUUUCUGAAUAGUUUACAUGAGAAUGUCAAUGUGUGAAACAUAUUUUAUGAAGCUUUGCAAUUUUAUUGAAUUAUAUUUGAACAAUGCCAAAUGAAAGAUGCAUAUUUCUGUGUAUUUAGUAACCAUAAGUUAUUCUAGAAUAAUUAAUGAGAUUGGUUCAUCCAGUUUUUCUUUGACAGAAAAAAAUCUUUCUUGCAAAUAGUUUUGUAAAAAUACAAGUAUGUAAAUGUAUGACUACUUUUGUGUGCAAUAUAUUAAAAAAGAAAAAUGAAUGUUCUGUAUUUUUUUGAAAGGUCAAUUUGCUUCCUUUAGUUUCCUCAUACCCGCGAGAUGAAUAUGCACAUCAUUGUGACGUCAAAGUCCAUGAAAACGAUGAUAACCAAGGGGGUAAUAGGAAAAGUCAUUCAGAUCGAGUGAUAAUAUUCAUCACGUUUUGAUUAUUCUCUUUAACUCUUAACCUCCUGCUAACAUUCCAGAUUCAAUCAAUCAAUAUGUUUUUAACAUAAGCCGUUCAUAAGAAAUUGCCCCGCUGCUUGAGUAUUGUACCCCACCCCGAAAUAUUUAAUCCUAUUUAAUUCAUAGCAAAAAGUAAUAUAACAAAACAUUACCCGAAAUAUGAAGAAGAUCUUUUGAAUGAACUUUUUAAUUUAGAGCAAAAAAUGAUAUAAAAAAAUCAUAACCCAAAAAAUGAAGAAGAUCUUUUGAUUGAGCCUUUUAAUUUAUAGCAAAAAAUAAUAUUAAAACAUAUAACCCGAAAUAUGAACAAGAUCUUUUGAUUGAACUUUUUUUGUACUAAAAAAAAUCCUCGUGAUCAGCUUGGUUGCUUUGAUCUCUCGUUUCCAAAUUUUAGCAAAUUUUCCCGAUUCUUAAUCCAAUAUGAAGUAUCCCUUUCCGCUGACUCGGCAUUCGUCCUAUUUCGGAAUUACUGUAUUUUGCCAAUAUUAAAAUAAUUUAUAUAACGUUUGAAUCAUAUCAAAAUUGAAAUCUUAUACUUCGUUUAAACUUUCUCUAAUAUUGAUGACAAUUUAUUUAAUGCUGCAUAUUACGUGUAUGUUCCCUUUUUUAAGAAAUCUUUUUAUACGCAGAUAUGCAAAUAUGCAAAUAUGCAUUGAUCUUAUUAGUACUAAAAUUAGAUAACCCCCUAUUUCGGUACAAAAAAUAUUUCGAAAGUACCUUUUUAAGGUACCCGAUUAAGCUUGUCAUUUAGAAUAAACCUUGACCCUGAAUUUCUCGAAUCAUUACAGUUAUCAUACCUCAAUAGUGGCAUUGAUAUAUUUUUGAAAAGUUCGGAGAGUAAUUGAAGGUUUUAAUAUAUAGGCUCUGCUGCUUGGCUGUGUCAUAAUCCCGUAGACGAUAUAUGGUGUUGCCCUCGAAGAAUAAUCUAUAUGCAUAAACACAUGUCUGCAAGGACAAAGUGAUACAUCGGAUGAGGAUGAUUCUCAACACGGCCUCCAAAGAUUUCAAACAUGGAACAUUUUAUUAAAGGAAUGCACAUCUUUCAUUUCUCUGACUAUUUUAACAUGAAAAAUAUAGACUCAAAUUGUAAAUGAUUUCUAUUGAGAACAAAAAUAUAUGCACCCGUUUAACCCAAGUUCAUAACAAUAAUGAAAACCAAUAUUUAAAGAAAUUUCUCUUUAGAAUAUGAGGUGAAGAUGAAAAACAAUUACAAAGAUGAAUUGCAAUAUC